AGGAACUUGGUUUAUUCCGGGUGCGCUCGACCGUGGACCAGGAUGAAUGCGUGCUGCAGUCUCUAAACGACUCGGAGCUCAAGUUGAUGGUCUCUAAGCUGCAGCGGUUGAGUGCUUUCCUCAACAGCCACACAGUCAUGUGGCAACGAUACGGCGAUGAAGCCUUGGAGGCAAAGCACAAUCUCAGCGCUGUUGUGGCUCUAAGCUUGCAGUUUAUGCAUCUGUCGGACAUUCUCAUCUUCAAUGUUAACCGAUCAAGCUUCCACAACUUCAACGACUCUCAGUUUGUAGAAUGCAUGCGCGAUAUGCAACGGCUAACAUUGACUCAUGUGCUGUCGGACAAUACUGCAUUCGAACUCGUGCGCCGACUGACACUGGAGAUCACAUACACGUGCCUGUUGAAUGCAGAUAUGGAGACAAAGACCGCCAUGCGCAAUGAUCUGCUAAGAUCAUGUGGAUCCUUCUUCGACACUUCCGAUAGUGUCACCUUAGAAGUGUAUCUCAACCUACAGCAACUGCUAGACAUGCCUGUGGCUGACCACGAACUCAGUCCCAACAACCGCGUGCGAAAGACGGUCAUGCGCAUCAUUGAAACAUUCUUAGAGAGCGAUAACAUGGAUUUAAACACGCUGACCAAGCUAUGCGAGAAACUAGAUCUCAUACGGGUGCGACACCGUAUAGACCUAUCUACAGACAUUGUGGAGACGUGCCUGCGUGUGGCCUACAAACUGCGCAUCCGCACACCCGAAGACAUCGAGAACGAAAUGCGUCACCGCUUGAACACCCACCCCCACACCCACAGUAGGCACACACACCCCCACACACACGCACACACACACGCACACACACACAUAUCUGGGGUAGAUACAGCACAUGAGCGUGUUGGCUUGCGCAAGAGACCUGCAGAUGCCAUGAGCGGCGGUGCGAGUGGUCGCUCGGGCGUUAGGCGCUGGCGGCCUUUGCGUUCUGCGGACACAGAUGAGAAUGCCAAGCAGCGUCUGAUGUGCUAUGAGUUGGUGUUCGACUACUUAUUGGACUACAACGAGAGUGGUGUAGCAGUACCCAAACACGGGCCUCUGCAUGCAGCGAUUAGAAGUGACAACACUGAGUUUGUCACCAUCCUGUACGAGCGAUUCGCCGAGAACGUCCCCUUACACACGUACUUGGUCAGACUUGCGCCAAAGGAUCCGACUCUGUUGCAU
Messenger RNA from Sphaeroforma arctica JP610, 1202 nucleotides. RefSeq lists its product as hypothetical. Lineage: Eukaryota; Ichthyosporea; Ichthyophonida. The record is from RefSeq and is a predicted model, not a curated record. The annotation marks the transcript as partial. The transcript is spliced from 7 exons.